AUGGCGAUUGAAACGGGGAAAGUCAGAAGAGAAUUUGCACAGAAUCAGAGGGCCCCAAUGGCCGCUGAGAGUCCGUCACGUCAAUCUGUCGGUGUGGAGGUUGGGAUGGGGCUCAGUAAGCAAAUUGGAAGUGGAGUAAAUGCAAGAGAUGGCACUAGCCCCGAUAUGGCGCUCCGCUGCGGAUAG
Molecule: messenger RNA, 186 nt
Organism: Paracoccidioides brasiliensis Pb18
Exons: 1
Coding region: 1-186 (61 amino acids)
Source: RefSeq, a predicted model, not a curated record